Myripristis murdjan (pinecone soldierfish) is the source of this 1980-nucleotide messenger RNA. RefSeq names its product cholecystokinin a (gene ccka). The record is from RefSeq and is a predicted model, not a curated record. Gene Ontology annotation, biological process: digestion. Gene Ontology annotation, molecular function: neuropeptide hormone activity. Lineage: Eukaryota; Metazoa; Chordata; Actinopteri; Holocentriformes; Holocentridae. Bases 58 to 462 code for a protein of 134 amino acids. Gene Ontology annotation, cellular component: extracellular region; axon. The transcript has 4 exons.
CAAAGCUGUACAUCUUCAUACCUCACAUCUGCUGGGUCAACGCUAACAGCUGAAGUCAUGAAUGUAGGAAUCUGUGUGUGUGUUCUCCUGGCUGCUCUGUCCAGCGGCUCCCUGAGUCUGCCCUCACAGCCCUCGGCGGAACGGGUUGACAGUGAGGCUCUCCUGUCAGACAGCCUCCCGCCCAACUCAGUCAACCACACACGCCAGGCUCGCUCAGCUCCGCUGCCCCCUGCGGGCCAGCUAGUCAACUACAACCAGCCUCAAGACGAUGCAGACCCCAGUGCCAGGCUGAGCCAGCUGCUGGUCAAACUGAUCUCCAGGAGGGGCUCUCUCCAGUCCAGAUCCUCCCUCACCAGCAGAGCCAGCGGCCUGGGCCCCAGCCACAGGACAAAGGACAGUGAUUACCUGGGCUGGAUGGACUUUGGACGACGCAGCGCCGAGGAGUAUGAAUACUCCUCCUAAAGGCACGACAUUCAUUCUCUGAACCCUGAAUAAGAACCCCCUGACACCUCCAAUAAAAGCCCCACAAGUAGCCACAAACAAAUAUAAGCCCUUUUCACACUGUGCUUAACCCAGGUCUUUCAUGACUUCCCCCUUUCACAGCAAACAAUAAUGAAUAUUGAACACUGAUAUCCAGAGAACUGUUUAGGAGAGCUCUAAAAUGUACACAAGAGGGUCAAUAUUCACACCCAGGGCUUUUGGGACCCUUGGCGGUGUAUGGCCCCAGGGUGUGUGAGAAAUUACAUGCAAAAUUAUUUUCGUACAACUUCAUCAUAUGAAGCGAGCUCACCCGCCCCUCUAAAGUGGCUAUCCUGGGACGCCAGCAACAGCCAGGACAUUUGUUUGACACUGUAAGUUGGGCUUAGAUGGACACUGGUUUGUUAGUUUUUUGACUUGUCAACUGAGUUUAGAUGCUUAGAGAAAGCUAAUGAUCAGUAGUUGGAUUUAAGUUGGGAGGAUGGAUUUAAGUCACAAAAAUAAAGCAGUAUAUCAAAAAAAGGGGAGUGAUCCUGGUACGACUCUUCACCUCAAAAGACCAGCCCGACUGGUUGAGGCUAACCCUGGGCUAAGACCCUGCAGUGUGAAAAGUACAAGAUAUGUUUUGGCCGGCACAAGAUGCUGUCUAUAUGAGAUGCUUGGGACAGGGGAUUAGGAUUAACAGGAGUGGAUAGUGACGACAUGAAGCCCCAGCUGGAGAUUUCCCCCUUUUCUUUUGAAGAUUAUAUUAAUUUAAUUACUAUGUAUGUGAUCUAUGUAUGCUUUCCAAAAGCACAUCCCUAUCAGCUUUCAGAUUUACUCAAAAGUACAAAUAAAGUUCUGUUUUCUUCUGAUGUCAACCAAAAAAAAAAAAAAAAAUCCAUAGAUGUUUUGUUUGGAAUUAUAAUGUUAAGGUUUUAAGUUUAAAGCGGAUCCCAGGUGUUCCAUGUAGCCACACCCAGCAUUCAGGACGGUGCAGCAUUAUUCAGUGUUCAGACAGAGAAAUAUGAGAGCCAACGGGAACGGGAAAGUCAACGGGAAACUUGUGCCAUUUUGUGCCCCCCAUCAUAAGCAUUCGGUGCCGUUCAGAUGGCCUGAGUGAAGGCGACACUAUGAUCGGUCUCUGUGGUUAUGUGCAGUUCCAGUGGAGACAUUACAGUGACACUGCAGGAUUCGCUUCAAUGUCAUUUUGUUUCUCCAAUUAAAUGAAAGUCAGUACUUAUGAGCAGGGCCUCUUAAGGUUCCAGGUCCAUUUUAAAUCAACAAGUGAAGUAACUGGCUUUCCAAAAAUCGUUUGUGAUUGUCUGCAGCACAAACCUGAACGUGCCCCAAUGUGAACAGAAUAGGCGAGAAAUUACCUUGGAAAUAGACAUCAUUGUCUCCGGAUAAUAGAUUAAAUUCAUGAUGUAUUUGAUGUAAAUUUGUUUGUAAAACUGAAAUGAAGCAAUAUAAAUGUACGUAUAUGGAUGAUUUUUGAUGAAAAUAAUAAUAUGGGAGAAGAAA